GCAAAAGGUAGCGCAAUUUUACAUUCGCUUACAUCCGGGUAAGAAACCCUUAUUUUGAUUCAAUAACAGGGCUAAAUUUGUUUUGAUAAACAUGACCACAGCUGAAAAAGGAGACUACCUGUCGUUCGGAAAUAAAAAUUACGGUCUAAAGACUGUAAGAGAAUGGCAUGAACAUAACUUGGACGUCCUGAAAGGAGAUAUUAUCGAUACAACAGACAAGAACACGUCAAUAACGAAAAACUGCAUUGUUAAAGUGAACCAGACGUCCUGCCACGACUACAGCGAUAGCACAAGUCAGUUGAGGCAUAGAGCGAGACACAUUAAUUACUGGAAGGCUGAGUUAGAAAGAGCAAUACGAGACAUCGAUGCGGAAAUUAUAGUCCUGGAAUCACAAAGACAGCAACUCAAAAAUGCUAUGGAUACUUUGAAAAUACCAGAGUACAUCACUGAAGAGUGUCUUGAUGUCAGAGCGAACAGAAUGCAGUCAGAUUUGGUUUACGACGAACCCCAGGAAGCUUUAUUUACUGAGUCUGCUCUGAUAGAAAAUGUUAAGAGAUUGCACAGAGAAAUGCUUAGGGAUAUAGAGAAUCAGAUGGCGAUGAAUAUAGCGGCGAAGCAUGCGUUGGAAAGAGACUGGAGUAACAAAUAUUUGGCAUUUAAAUAUGAAAGUGAAAAUGCAGAGUUAGAAACUAAAGCCGUCAAUAUAAAGGAUUCAGCAGGAGCUACCAGACUAUCUGAAGGCCAGUCCAAUGUGCAGUCUUGGGAAUAUAAUACUGUAUCGACUUUGGACCAGUUUAAGAUAGCGAUGGAGAAAUCGCAAGCUUUGAGAGCUAAAGUCGAAGCGGCAUUGAUAAAUACGGCCAGGGAUCUGCGUUCACAAGAUAUCAAAGUAAACGAUGAAUUAUCCAAAAGAAUCGCGAGAACUGAACAAGUAAAAAUCGAGUUGGAGAAUCAGUUGCGUCUAACGUUGCAAAAAAUAGUUGAAUCUGAAAAUAUUUUGGAGACAUUGCACGACGAAAUGAUGAAGGUGUCGCAGCGGAUCCAGGUGGCUCAAACCAGACUUCAUACAAAGAACUACAGACCCAAUAUUGAGAAUUGCAGGGAAGGGUCCUUAGUUGGUCUUAUUGAAGAGGUAAAAGAUUUGAACGACAGCAUGACCCUCUUGCAGAAACGUUCAUUAGAGACUGAGAAGUUGAGGGCUGAAUUGAUUCACGAACAAGGAAGGCUGGAGAACGAGAUUAUCGUUAAGAAGAAAUCUCUUUUCUGCGAUAAUGAUAGGUGUUUGUUCCUUCGCUCCCACUAUCAGUCUGCAGAGAAGAUGUGUGGCUUUUAGGAG
Messenger RNA from Cydia amplana, 1336 nucleotides. RefSeq names its product tektin-4-like. The coding region runs from base 92 to 1333 and encodes 413 amino acids. The transcript has a single exon. Gene Ontology annotation, cellular component: nucleus; microtubule cytoskeleton. The record is from RefSeq and is a predicted model, not a curated record. Gene Ontology annotation, biological process: cilium assembly; cilium movement involved in cell motility. Lineage: Eukaryota; Metazoa; Arthropoda; Insecta; Lepidoptera; Tortricidae.